Fusarium tjaetaba is the source of this 438-nucleotide messenger RNA. RefSeq names its product 40S ribosomal S23 protein. Gene Ontology annotation, biological process: translation. The record is from RefSeq and is a predicted model, not a curated record. Gene Ontology annotation, molecular function: structural constituent of ribosome. The coding region runs from base 1 to 438 and encodes 145 amino acids. Gene Ontology annotation, cellular component: cytosolic small ribosomal subunit; ribosome. The transcript has 2 exons. Lineage: Eukaryota; Fungi; Ascomycota; Sordariomycetes; Hypocreales; Nectriaceae.
AUGGCUGGAGGCAAACCCCGUGGUCUUAACGCCGCCCGCAAGCUGCGAACGAACCGAAAGGACCAGAAAUGGGCCGAUCUCGCCUACAAGAAGCGUGCCCUCGGUACCGCCUAUAAGUCCUCUCCCUUCGGUGGUUCCUCACACGCCAAGGGCAUCGUCCUCGAGAAGGUCGGUGUCGAGGCCAAGCAGCCCAACUCCGCUAUCCGAAAGUGUGUCCGUGUUCAGCUCAUCAAGAACGGAAAGAAGGUCACUGCCUUCGUCCCCAAUGACGGUUGCUUGAACUUCGUGGACGAGAACGACGAGGUCCUCCUGGCUGGUUUCGGUCGCAAGGGCAAGGCCAAGGGUGAUAUUCCCGGUGUUCGAUUCAAGGUCGUCAAGGUCUCUGGUGUCGGUCUGCUCGCUCUGUGGAAGGAGAAGAAGGAGAAGCCCCGUUCUUAA